Molecule: messenger RNA, 1944 nt
Organism: Liolophura sinensis
Lineage: Eukaryota; Metazoa; Mollusca; Polyplacophora; Chitonida; Chitonidae
Product: zinc metalloproteinase nas-36-like
Exons: 14
Coding region: 1-1944 (647 amino acids)
Biological process (GO): proteolysis
Molecular function (GO): zinc ion binding; metalloendopeptidase activity
Source: RefSeq, a predicted model, not a curated record
AUGGCCAACGUGUUGUUCAGCGCUCAGUCAGCCUUCGUCGUCCUUAUGCUGAUGUUUAGAUUGUCCGGUUUGUCAAUCGCUAGACCUGCUCAAUCUUCUUCAGUUCAAGGGACAAAAGAAAGGUUGGCAAUUCUGACAGCGAUUAAACUCACGCGAAAGUCUUACGAUCUGGAUAUCUGCAACACAGGCUUGAGUUUAUAUUUAUCCAGGAAGCGAAUCAACAAGAAGAAUUGUCGAUUUACACUCAUGGAUGCCAGAAUGCUUGUGCCCCUGUUACACGAAGAAGAGAUAGCCGCCAGAAUGUACGUGUGGUGUAGGACAGCUGAGCUUUACCACAGCUUGUCCCAAGGGCAAAGGAAAAGCUUUGACGUCAGUUCUCUGGACAAAUUCCAAGGGGAUAUCAUCCUCAAACGGACUGACGUGGAUCUGAUCCUUGGGCCAUUCUUCCCAAGCAGGGAUCUUAGAAUCGAAGCGUUCGACGCCGCGAGGAAGUUUUGGACUCAGGGGUCUGCGAGGCGUGUGAAACGAAAGCUGGUGCCCUUUAGGACACAACACUGGCCAAAUGCUAUUGUUCACUACAAGAUCACCAGAGCGGAUUUCACACCCAUUACUCUUGACACAAUAGCUGAAGCCAUCGCCAUGUGGGAGAAAGAUACCUGCAUCCGCUUUGUAGAGUCCAACAAGCGCUUCUUCCAGCCCCAUGUUAACUUCAGGAAGGGGAGCGGAUGUUCCUCUGCAAUUGGCGUCAGCCCGCACGGUCAAUUCAUCUCCAUUGGAGACGGAUGUGAAAGUAUUGGGAUCAUUUCUCACGAGAUCGGACACGCCUUGGGAUUCUAUCAUGAGCAGUCUCGCCCUGACAGGGACCGAUACGUGGAUAUCGCCAAAGACAACAUUAGAUCAGAUCCUCUCCAGUUCGCCAAGAUCGACUGGGACGCUGGAAUGACACUGGGGAUUCCUUAUGACUAUGCCUCUGUCAUGCACUACAGGUCGACGCAAUUGAGCAUUGACGCCUUCAAACCGGUCCUCGUGGCCAAAGAUACCGAUAUGCAGCAAGUCAUGGGCCAGCGAGAAGGGCCCUCCUUUUUGGAUGUGAAAUUGGCCAACAGGAACUAUUGCUCCCGUUCAUGUUCGUCUACUACAUUAGAGUGGGACGAGUGUAAAAACGGUGGCUACAGAAACCCCAACGACUGCAAUUCCUGCGUCUGCCCCCGGGGACUGGCCCCACCCAGGUGCGAGGCUCCUAGCAAGGGCAUCAACGCGGAUUGUGGCCAACAGAUUCUAAUGGCUACCCAGAGCGAGCAAAUUCUCACUUCUCCAGGAUAUAACAAGAUUUCUGGUUUUAAUCCCGAAGCUUUCUGUCCAUGGAUGAUUAAGGCGUCCACUCCGGGCAAAAGGGUUCGUCUGCAAUUCACAGGGAAGUUUUACUUCACCGAAGAUCCUGUCGUGUGUGAAGAUUACGCCGAGGUCCGCUACAAAGACAUAUCCCGGCCAGGCCCAAGAUUCUGCGCAGAAACUGUUCCUGAGAGGGUCUUCCGGUCUCACGGGUCGGAAAUGCUUGUGUUUGCACACUCACUCUUUGUUCAUUGGUGGCAAGGUUUUCAAGCUAUAUACGCUGAAGAGAACUGUGGGCGCUGCUCGGCUGACGCCAGUAAUGACGAGCCCACGUGUCUGAAGACAGUGAAAUAUGAUUGUUCCCCCGAGAACGUGUGUGUCCACAAAGGCUGCCCACCCGGGCCCUCCAUAGAGACGGAGGUGUGCGGUUCCGGUCUCUGUCCUACAGGCCCAGUCAUGAGAUCAUACACGUGCGAAAAGACGUUGGAGAACUGCGACAUGGGAUGGUUCAUUCGAGUCAAAAAGAACUGUAAAAAAACGGCUAUCUGCACAGUGAUGGAAGACAGUCCCGCUUGUUGUCGUGGUAACCCUGUCUUGGGACGAUGCAUAUAG